AAAAAAAUACUCAUGAGAGUUACAGACAUGCUUGAAAGUUUGUGAACCCUUUAGAAUUUUCUAUAUUUCUGCAUAAAUAUGACCUAAAAUGUCAUCAGAUUUUCACACAAGUCCAAAAAGUAGAUAAGGAGAACCCAGUUAAACAAAUGAUACAAAAAUAUUAUACUUGGUCAUUUAUUUAUUGAGGAAAAUGAUCCAAUAUUACAUAUCUGUGAGUGGCAAAAGUAUGUGAACCUUUGCUUUCAGUAUCUGGUGUGACCCCCUUGUGCAGCAAUAACUGCAACUAAACAUUUCCAGUAACUGUUGAUCAGUCCUGCACACCGGCCUAGAGGAAUUUUCGCCCAUUCCUCUGUACAGAACAGCUUCAACUCUGGGAUGUUGGUGGGUUUCCUCACAUGAACUGCUCGCUUCAGGUCCUUCCACAAAAUUUCAAUUGGAUUAAGGUCAGGACUUUGACUUGGCCAUUCCAAAACAUUAACUUUAUUCUUCUUUAACCAUUCUUUAGUAGAAUGACUUGUGUGCUUAGGGUCAUUGUAUCGCUGCAUGACCCACCUUCUCUUGAGAUUCAGUUCAUGGACAGAUGUCCUGACAUUUUCAUUUAGAAUUUGCUGGUAUAAUUCAGAAUUCAUUGUUCCAUUAAUAAUGGCAAGCCAUCCUGGCCCAGAUGCAGCAAAACAGGCCCAAACCAUGAUACUACCACCACAGUGUUUCACAGAUGGGAUAAGGUUCUUAUGCUGGAAUGCAGUGUUUUACUUUCUCCAAACAUAACGCUUCUCAUUUAAACCAAAAAGUUCUGUUUUGGUCUCAUCUGUCCACAAAACAUUUUUUCCAAUAGCCUUCUGGCUUGUCCACAUGAUCUUUAGCAAACUGCAGAUGAGCAGCAAUGUUCUUUUUGGAGAGCAGUGGCUUUCUCCUUGCAGUCCUGCCAUGCACACCAUUGUUUUUCAGUGUUCUCUUGAUGGUGGACUCAUGAACAUUAGCCAAUGUGAGAGAGGCCUUCAGCUGCUUAGAAGUUACCCUGUGGUCCUUUGUGAGCUCGCCAGCUAUUACAUGCCUUGAUCUUGGAGUGAUCUUUGUUGGUUGACCACUCCUGGGGAGGGUAACAGUGGUCUUGAAUUUCCUCCAUUUGUACACAAUCUAACUGUCUAACUGUGGAUUGGUGGAGUCCAAACUCUUUAGAGAUGGUUUUGUAACCUUUUCCAGCCUGAUGAGCAUCAACAACACUUUUUCUGAGGUCCUCAGAAAUCUCCUUUGUUCGUACCAUGAUACACUUCCAUAAACAUGUAUUGUGAUGAUCAGACUUUGAUAGAUCCCUGUUCUUUAAAUAAAACAGGGUGCCCACUCACACCUGAUUGUCAUCCCAUUGAUUGAAAACACCUGACUCUAAUUUCACCUUCAAAUUAACUGCGAAUCCUAGAUGUUCGUAUAUUUUUGCCACUCACAGAUAUGUAAUGUUGGCUCAUUGUGGCAGUGGGGGCAUGGUCAAGCGUCGGUCUGUGACCAGAGGGCGGAGUCAGGGAAGGUAAGUGGCAGAAUCACUGCACCUGAGGUUGAUUAAUGUGUUUGUGUGUCCUCCCCAGUGACCGCGCCCUAUUUAAGGAGGAGAGCAAGAGCAGAGCGGGCUCUCUCCCGACCAGAACAUAACACUUGCUACAGUGGUGCCGAAACCCGGGGCGGAGCGCAGGAGAGAACAGCCCCAUGGAGUCCUCCCCCUUCAAGGACCUGGUCCAUGCCCUCGCCACGGCCCAACAGAGCCAGCACCAGGCGCUGGUCGCCCUCCGGGAAGAACAGGAGCGAAGGUUUGAGGCCCUGGUGCUGGCGCAGCAGGAAGAUCGCCGGGCGUUCCGGCACCUACUUGCGUCGGCGGGGUCCACCACCGUGGGCCCUUCCCACCUCACCCUGACGAAGAUGGGCCCGCACAACAACCCCGAGGCCUUCCUCGUUCUCUUUGAGCAGGCAGCAGAGGAGUGGGGUUGGCCGGUGGAACAGCGCGUGGUGUGCCUCCUCCCCCUCCUCACGGGCGAGGGGCAGCUGGCCGCGCUACAGCUCCCCACCGACAGCCGGCUGGUCUACGCGGACCUCCGCAGGGCCGUUCUCCGGCGCGUGGGUCGCACUCCGGAGCAGCAGCCGCAGCGCUUCCACGCGCUGCGCCUGGAGGAGGUCGGCCAGCCAUUCGUGUUUGGCCAGCAACUCCGGGAUGCCUGCUGCCGGUGGCUGAGGGCCGACAACCGUGACACUGAGGAGAUCAUUGAUCUGGUGGCGCUGGAGCAGUUCGUCACUCGACUUCCAGAGGGAACCGCGGAGUGGGUCCAGUGCCAUCGCGCGGCGUCACUGGAUCAGGCCAUUGAGCUGGCGGAGGACCAUAUGGUGGCCGUUCCAACGGCAGGACAGCAUGUCUCCCCUUCUCCCCCCCCUCUCGCUCUCUCCUUCUGUUCCUCUUCCUCGCCCCAUUCCCCCACUGCGGAGGCAGGGGCCGGCUCCACCCCAGCGGGCCCGCCACACCUGCGGUGUUCUAUCUUCUCCUACUUCCAUGUCUGUGUCUUUCCCCCCUCAGGUGAGUGAUAUCCGGAACAUCGGUGCAGAGAGAGAGCCCGGGCCAGUGUGCUGGCACUGCGGGGAGCCAGGGCACCUCCAGCAUCAGUGCUCGGCGAUGGAGGUGGGCACGGUGGUCCAGAUCCCCGAUGUGCCAGGAGCCACCCUUGAUCGGGCCGGAGCGUAUCGCAUACCGACGGACGCAUCGGACAGAGGGCUGGGGGCUGUUUUGUCCCAGGAGGUGGAGGGAGAGGAUUGCCCAGUGCUGUACAUAAGUCGUAAGCUGUCAUUGCGUGAGGGGCGCUACAGCACCAUAGAGAAGGAGUGCCUGGCCAUCAAGUGGGCGGUCCUCGCCCUUCGUUACUACCUGUUGGGAUACCCUUUCACCCUCUGUUCAGACCACGCGCCCCUCCAGUGGCUCCACCGCAUGAAGGAUGCCAACGCGCGGAUCACCUGUUGGUAUCUGGCACUCCAACCCUUUAACUUCAAGGUGGUCCACAGGCCGGGGGCGCAGAUGGUUGUGGCGGACUUCCUCUCCUGUCAAGGGGGGGAGGGGAGUCAGCUGCGGGCCGGACGGCCGCCCCGCCUGAGUCGGGCGGUGGGGGUAUGUGGCAGUGGGGGCGUGGUCAAGCGUCGGUCUGUGACCGGAGGGUGGAGUCAGGGAAGGCAAGUGGCAGAAUCACUGCAUCUGAGGUUGAUUAAUGUGUUUGUGUGUCCUCCCCAGUGACCGCGCCCUAUUUAAGGAGGAGAGCGAGAGCAGAGCGGGCUCUCUCCCGACCAGAACACAUGUGUGUGUGGCGUGUGUGCAUGUAUAUAUAAGUAAAGGUGUAGAAGCUGAAAAGCUGACAAUAAAAGAGUUAUUGAGAACUCAGUACUGGCCUGCCGUGCUUCUGUGCUCCACCCACCUAGAACACUUGCUACACUCAUUUUCUUCAAUAAGUAAAUGAGUAAGUAUAAUGUUUUUUGUCUCAUUUGUUUAACUAG
This is a messenger RNA of Neoarius graeffei (lesser salmon catfish), 3516 nucleotides long. Its product is annotated as zinc finger protein 18-like. The transcript is spliced from 3 exons. The record is from RefSeq and is a predicted model, not a curated record. The coding region runs from base 2393 to 3259 and encodes 288 amino acids. Gene Ontology annotation, molecular function: zinc ion binding; nucleic acid binding. Lineage: Eukaryota; Metazoa; Chordata; Actinopteri; Siluriformes; Ariidae.